CGGGGGUCUCACGUGUGUCACACAAACAACUUGGCCUUUUCCUGCGUCAGUCGGGGAAUUUGCCAAACGGAGGACGCUGGCGUCUCUGCUGCCGCAGUUUCCUUUCCGGCGCAGUUACUCUUUUCCAGAGCAGUUAGCAGUACAAGGCUCAGUUUCUCUGCUCACCAGACGGCCUUCUGCACGGGACUCUUGCUCCUUGCUGCUCAAGAAAUGUCUUCACUUUCAGAAUAUGCCUUACGUAUGUCCCGUCUGAGUGCCCGGCUGUUUGGUGAAGUUGCCAGGCCUACUGAUUCCAAAUCCAUGAAAGUAGUGAAACUAUUUAGUGAACAGCCUUUGGCCAAGAGGAAGGAGACUUACGACUGGUAUCCAAAUCACAACACUUAUUUUGCGCUCAUGGGGACACUCCGUUUUCUUGGCCUCUACAGAGAUGAGCAUCAGGAUUUUAAGGAUGAGCAAAGGCGUCUCAAGAAGCUUCGUGGAAAGGGGAAACCGAGGAAAGGAGAAGGGAAAAGAGCAACAAAAAAGAAGUAGUGUUGGCCCAGCAAGAGAGAAGAUUGGUUCCUCAGUGACUGAGAGAAGAAAGUGUAUUUGUUGUCUUUCCAUACACUGGAAGAAUGUAACCUUCCUAAGUGGAGGUUAUUUGGAGGAACACAGUCAUCUCUGUGUUGAAGUCUCAUCCAAUUCAAUUGUGACUGGUUUCUUGAACACAAUCUAAUUCUGCAAAUUUA
Cynocephalus volans (Philippine flying lemur) is the source of this 728-nucleotide messenger RNA. RefSeq names its product mitochondrial ribosomal protein S33 (gene MRPS33). The coding region runs from base 211 to 531 and encodes 106 amino acids. Gene Ontology annotation, cellular component: mitochondrion. The transcript has 3 exons. The record is from RefSeq and is a predicted model, not a curated record. Lineage: Eukaryota; Metazoa; Chordata; Mammalia; Dermoptera; Cynocephalidae.